Molecule: messenger RNA, 1920 nt
Organism: Puccinia triticina
Lineage: Eukaryota; Fungi; Basidiomycota; Pucciniomycetes; Pucciniales; Pucciniaceae
Exons: 8
Coding region: 1-1920 (639 amino acids)
Molecular function (GO): oxidoreductase activity; copper ion binding
Source: RefSeq, a predicted model, not a curated record
AUGAAUCCGUUUGAUUUUAUUUGCCCAUUACGGGCUUUCUUGUUUCUUGUAAUUGGGCAGAUCAUUCUGGCUGAAGGCUCCAAGAUCUCAAGCUCUCAAGCACCAUGGGCACCCACCACCGUAUUGGUUAUAUCCCGCAAAAAUAUCUCGGCUGAUUGUACUAUCCGACCUUCAGUCACAAUUAAUGGCACUUUUCCAGGCCCCGAACUUCGAUUCAAGGCGGGCCAGAAACUUUGGAUUCGGGUGAUCAAUGAGCUCGAAGAUGAAACGACAACAAUGCACUUCCACGGAUUGGCCCAGUAUGGCUCACCCUUUGCUGAUGGUACUGUUAAGAUUUCUCAGUUUCCCAUCCGCCCCAAAGGUGGCUAUUUUGAUUACGAGUUUGAAUUGCCAACUGACUCAGCAGGCACAUACAUUUAUCACACACAUCACAGGUUUCAAUCAAUAACUGCCUACGGUUCCUUCAUAAUCGAAGAAAAUGGCGUGGCACCUCCGUAUAGCUAUGACGAAGAACGCACCCUGAUGUUCAGUGAUUACUAUCAUGCCACUGACAGUAAGAUUAUCUCGGGUCUGGCUUCCACCCCAAUCAAGUUUCUUGGGGAGCCCCAGAGCCUAAUUGUCAAUGGAGAAGCGUUAGGAUCAUGCAAUUCCUCUAGUCUCUUCGGAUGCACUAAGAACUGUCACCCUCAUGUGUUACACGUAAAACCUGGCUUGACUUAUCGAGUCCGGACAAUUGGUAUUACUGCCCUCACAUUCCUCUACUUUGCCAUCGAAUCGCAUUCCAAACUACAAGUAAUUGAGGUUGAUGGCGGAUACAUCAAGCCAGCAAGCGCUCCAUUCAUGGAAAUUGGGUCGGGACAGCGUUAUUCCUUUCUUCUAAAAACAAAAACUCUGGAGCAACUUCAAAAGAAAGGUGGCCAGCGCGAUUAUUACGGCCGAGUUGAAAGCCGCUGGCGGGAAAAACGCGACAUGGGAUCUUUCAUAUUGAGAUACGACAUCAGUUCUGCUGUAUCCAAUCCGACAAAUGACAUGAAACAUUCCGCUUCAGCACUCCCAUCGCUGCGAAAAGAUUACAUGCACAACUUCAUCACUAAUCUCACUGAUCUCGACAAGAUUGUGCCUUUGCCAAAUGAGGACAAUGAAUGGAUAGCACACCGCUUUCGACCAUUAAUUCUGAAGAAAGAUGCUCCAACAGCCGCCCAAGUCAGUCGCCGGAUAUUCAUAUCGAGUCAGCAGAGAAGAACACCCGAGGGGUCUGUAAAUUGGUUUGUAAACAACUUGACCUAUGUCGAAAAUAAGCGAAAGGUACCAAUACUCGUUCAAGCUUACACCGAUGGACUAAAGCCAGACUACAAGGCAGCCUUGCAGAAUAACGGCUAUGACUCGAAAUUGGACGCCUAUCCGAUAAAAUUAAACGAAGUUAUUGAGUUCGUAAUCGUCAAUAUUGCCUCGACUGUCAACGUUUCCGAAGUACAUCCUUGGCACCUACACGGACAAAAAUUUUAUGUGGUUGGCCAAGGCUAUGGUGAAUUUACCGAGGAAAGUUACAAACGCAUUAACAAAGAUAAUCACCUGAGGAACAAGAGAUCGAUUGAACGCGAUACACAGGUUGUCUUCGCUGGAAGAAAUGGAAAAUACUUCAAGGGUCCAAUGCCAAGCGGAUCACAUGUUGGUUGGCUAGUCAUCAGACUCGUUGCCAAAACGCCUGGCGCCUUUCUUGUACAUUGUCAUCUCCAGGUCCAUGCAAUAAUGGGUAUGAGCCUGGUGAUGUUAGUCGGGAUGGAAAAUCUCCCCCCACUCCCGAAAGACUUUCUGAAGUUAUACGCAUCCCGAGGUGGUCUCAGGGUGAAAGAACCUAUUUCGUACUUUAAUUCAGUGAAAAAAACGACCAGACUAGUGGAAACCAACUCCUCUCAUUGA